CGUGAAUUUUAAACAAAUGGGGCCAAGAAAAAGUUGUCGUUCAUGAUAUAUGACGACAAAAGCAAACAACACUUGUAUAAGCGAAGGGAAGUGACCCCCACCCAAUUAGAAAUUAGAGAGAGAGUCCCUAUGUAUAGUAUGUUUUUUCACAAAUCUCAGCCGUCGAUACUUUUAGCCUCUCCCCGACCAAAACGUACGCACCAAAAGUUAAAAACAACUUUUAGCCUCUCGGGCAAUGCCAUUGAUUGAAACUGACCACCCUCUCAUCAUGUGAUGGAAAUCGCCCACUCAACUACUAUAUUAAGGCCACGUGUCACUACAAGUUCCGAGCCUCCUCCUCCACUCUUCUUCUUUACUAACAUAACGGACCAUUCAUUCUUUCUCCUCAGUCCUCUCAGUCUCAGCACUCUUCACUGCUUUUCUCAUCUCCUCCUCCAUUAGCUUCGGCGCCGUGAAAUCUGCAAAAAAAAAAAAGGGUCUCUUCUAACCUAACGAUGGCAACUGUGACUGCUUCUUCUCACUUUGUGUCAAGGACUUUACUUUACAACAACCAUGGAGUUUCUCCGGGCUCUGAUCUGUCUCAGAUAACCUUGAAAGGUCAAUCCAUGACUCACUGUGGGUUAAGGUCUUCCAACAUGGUUCACAGGAGAUCAUCUCAAGUUUCCGCUGCUAACAAGAAGGCUCCUAAAGUUAAACCUGCCGGUAAGAUUGUGUGUGAGAAAGGGAUGUCUGUGGUUUUUAUUGGAGCUGAGGUUGGUCCAUGGAGCAAGACUGGUGGCCUCGGUGAUGUCCUCGGUGGUCUGCCUCCAGCUCUGGCUAUCCAAAUUGGGGAUAAAGUUGAGGAUGUCCGUUUCUUUCAUUGCUACAAACGUGGAGUUGAUCGUGUCUUUGUUGAUCAUCCAAUCUUUCUUGCUAAGGUUUUGGGCAAAACAGGAUCCAAAAUCUAUGGUCCUAUAACUGGAAUAGACUACAAUGACAACCAACUACGGUUCAGUCUCUUGUGUCAGGCUGCUCUUGAGGCACCACAGGUUCUGAACCUGAACAGCAGCAAGUAUUUCUCUGGGCCAUAUGGUGAAGAUGUGGUCUUUGUUGCCAAUGACUGGCACACAGCUCUUCUUCCAUGUUACCUCAAAUCUAAGUAUCAAUCUCGUGGAGUCUACAUGAAUGCAAAGGUUGUCUUCUGCAUUCACAACAUAGCCUACCAGGGAAGAUUUGCCUUUGAUGACUACUCUCUUCUCAAUUUGCCCACCAGUUUUAAAAGUUCGUUCGACUUCAUUGACGGGUAUGAAAAGCCGGUAAAAGGACGGAAAAUUAACUGGAUGAAGGCUGCAAUUCUGGAAGCGGACCGUGUCUUGACAGUUAGUCCAUACUACGCUCAAGAACUCAUCUCUGGAAUCGAUAGAGGCGUGGAACUCCAUACAUACCUUCGAAUGAAAACAGUUUCCGGGAUUAUCAACGGAAUGGAUGUUCAAGAAUGGAACCCUUCCACUGACAAGUACAUAGAUAUCAAAUAUGAUAUUACCACUGCCGUUGGCUCAUAUGAUCACUGCUGGAGCUGACUUCAUCAUUGUCCCCAGCAGGUUUGAGCCGUGUGGUCUCAUUCAGCUGCACGCUAUGAGAUAUGGAACCGUCCCUAUUGUCGCAUCUACUGGUGGGCUUGUGGACACUGUUAAAGAUGGCUACACAGGUUUCCACAUUGGAAGAUUCAACGUCAAGUGUGAAGUUGUGGAUCCGGAAGAUGUGAUUGCAACAGCAAAGGCUGUGACGAGAGCCGUUGCAGUGUAUGGAACAUCCGCAAUGAAAGAGAUGGUUAAGAACUGCAUGGACCAAGACUUCUCCUGGAAGGAACCUGCGAGGUUGUGGGAGAAGGUACUAUUGUCCCUAAAUGUGGCCGGGAGUGAAGCCGGAAUCGAGGGUGAAGAGAUAGCUCCUCUGGCGAAGGAGAACGUAGCGACGCCUUGAGAAUAUGUGCUUUUUGUUUGUGUCGUAAGUGGUUGAAGAAUGCGCUGGGAAGUUAGGAGUAGGGAAGGUCGAGGAGAAGUAAUGUACUAAGUAUAUGGGAAAUGUUAGAGUCUAUUAUGAUAAUGUGAGAUUAUACGGGAAAAUGUUUUUUUUCAUACCUUA
This is a messenger RNA of Camelina sativa (false flax), 2124 nucleotides long. The record is from RefSeq and is a predicted model, not a curated record. NCBI's taxonomy places the organism in Eukaryota, Viridiplantae, Streptophyta, Magnoliopsida, Brassicales, Brassicaceae.